Messenger RNA from Triticum turgidum subsp. durum (durum wheat), 1392 nucleotides. NCBI's taxonomy places the organism in Eukaryota, Viridiplantae, Streptophyta, Magnoliopsida, Poales, Poaceae. The record is from the annotation of a GenBank genome assembly.
AUGGCAGCGAGCAUGGUGGGAGCGGCGGAGGGGAAGCUGGCGCUGGGAGACAUGAGGGUGCUCAAGCCAUUGGGCCAUCUGCUGGUCGGGCUGGUGCUGUACUGGGUGGCCGAGGAGAUGACGGUGCCUGUGCUGGUCGACGUCACCACCGCCGCCCUCUGCCCUGGCGACGGUAGCACCUCCUGCCCGGAGGCCAUCUACCUCACCGGCCUCCACCAAACGGUUGGAGGCAUUUUCAGGGCGGUGGGAUUCACUCUGAUGGGGCAGCUGGCCGACGAGUAUGGCAGGAAGCCUCUCCUCAUCCUCGCCGCCGGCACCUCCAUCAUCCCUUACAGUGUGCUUGCUCUGAGCAGCACCAAGGUCGCCGUGUAUGUCUACCUUGUCACACGCACUCUCUCAUUCAUGAUCGGCCAAGGAACCAUAACCUGCCUCGCAUUGGCGUACACGGCGGAUUUGGUAGAACCGUCCAAGAGGGCCUUCGCGUUUGGCUGCAUGACCGGGAUCCUGUCGGCUUCGCACUCCCUGGGGAACGUCUUCUCCAGGUUUCUGCCCGAGCAGUGGAUUUUUCAGGUCUCGGUUCUUCUGCUGGUCUGUUCCGUGGUCUACAUGAAGAUUUGUCUGGUUGAGACGCUUCAGAAAGCUCCCUCUGCUUCGUGUCAGCGUUUGUCCUUGUCGUCUUUGGUUCUCGGUUUGCCGCAGCAGCGUUGGGAGUCUAUCAAGGACAACAUUAGCAUGAUCAAAAUCAACAACACACUUAAGCGAAUCACAUACAUUUCCUUCUUCUACGAGUUAGGCAUGAUUGGCAUCAGCGAUGUUCUACUGUAUUACCUGAAGCUGGUAUUUGGAUUUGACAAGAAUCAGUUCUCCGAAAUUCUAAUGGUGGUUGGAAUUGGUUCAAUCUUUUCUCAGAUACUGAUACUCCCAGGUGCUAUCCAUGCAAUUGGCGAGAAGGGAGUCCUGUGCAUUUCAAUAUUUGCAUCUGUUGCUUAUGCUAUGCUGUACGGCUUGGCCUGGAGUUGGUGGGCUCCAUAUUUUGCUUCUUCACUGGGUAUCAUCUAUUGUCUGGUCAAACCGGCUACUUAUGCGAUCAUCUCUAGGGAAGUAGUCUCAGCUGACCAGGGAAAGGCACAGGGAUUCAUCGCAACAGUGAAAUCCACAGCUAUACUGAUGGCCCCAUUGUUCAUGAGCCCUCUAACCUCCUACUUCAUUUCGGAAGAAGCACCCUUCAACUGCAAAGGUUUCAGUUUUCUUGUCGCGGGUUUCUUCCUGGCAAUAUCAUUGCCAUUUGCUUGGAUGCUUGAUCCAGAAAGCAAAGACAAACUCAUUGCAGUUGCAGAUCAAGACCAGCUCUAUCAGGAAGCAGUUCAAGCACCACUGUUGGCACAACCAUGA